This is a messenger RNA of Aedes albopictus (Asian tiger mosquito), 2230 nucleotides long. RefSeq names its product PXMP2/4 family protein 3. The record is from RefSeq and is a predicted model, not a curated record. The transcript is spliced from 5 exons. Lineage: Eukaryota; Metazoa; Arthropoda; Insecta; Diptera; Culicidae. Bases 672 to 1250 code for a protein of 192 amino acids. Gene Ontology annotation, cellular component: membrane; cytoplasm.
UUCACUGCUGUCAGCUCGGGGAUGGCAGUCCAACAUACACGAGCAGAGCAUUCCUCGUACGCAUUUUGACGCAGUACUCACUACUUACUGCUGCUGUUGCUGCCACUACUGGAUGGCACUAUAAGGCAAACACAGAGGGGCAGAAAAAUUCAUUAACAGUUAGAGAGUUGCUAGGUUUUAGGUCAAUCACAAUCACGCGUUUUUAGUAAGUACCUCCCUCCGCACACGUUGGUUCAGCGAUUGGAUAUCGAGAAGAUACGAAGCAAGGGGCUUGGCAGCAGUUUCCAUGGGAGAGUGGGCCUAGUGGUGCGCUGAAGCCCCUAAAUGGCAAUGCAGAAGUCGCUGCAGUGGACCUGUUUGAAGCUACCAGAAGAGCAGCAAUAGCUUUCUCCUGUUUACACUGUUAUCACUCAUCCGUCAUAUCUGAUUGUGCGUUAUCAGGAGUGGACUUACAUAUAUUGUGUACUUUAUUUUUCUGCUUUUAUAAAUACCCCGACUGGUGUCAUUUGCGAAUAACACGAAUACUGUCAUACGCUGACCGACUCGAAUCCCAAUAACAUCCACAGUCAAAAGCUAAGCCAGUGGGCCUCCAGAUAAGCGACUUAGUAAGCAGACAUUUUUAAUUAGGAAUUGAACGGAGAGGAUCACCGAUCACAAUCCAGUGGUGAAAGAUGUCGCUGUCGAAACCGUUCUACAGUUUGCUCGGAGCGUACUUUGAACAGCUGUUCAAUCACCCGGUCCGGACCAAGUCCAUCACCAGCUGUGUCAUCGCCACCUCGGCCAACUACUGCUCCCAGAAAAUCGCCGGCACGAAAAAAGUAAACUCCGACACACUGGUCGCCUAUGGCCUGUUUGGGUUGAUCUUCACCGGACCGCUGUCGCACGUGUUCUACCAAUGGCUCGAACGGAUCACAAACGAUCACCGCUUCAAGCAGCUGUUGAUGCUGCUGGGUGAACGGGCCAUUUUUGCACCGGCCAUCACCGCCCUGUCGCUCUACUUCAUCACCCGCUUCGAGGGCAAAAGCCACGAGGAUGGCGUCAGCAACCUGAACGACCUGUACAAGCUGAUCCUGGUCAACAAUUGGAAGUACCUCACGCUGCCGGUGCUGAUCAACUUCCGGUUUGUGCCUCCGAUGCUACGCGUGCUUGUCGCCAAUAUCAUCGGAUUCUGCUGGAUCGUCUUCCUGUCGGCCAAGCGCCGAAAGGCCGAGCUCAUGCGCCGCCAGGCGGAGGAACAGCGAAACUCCUGAGUGACGGAGAACGUCUCGUUCUGGCCGUUCGCCGUGCUGACGGGGAAACGCUGGAACGACGACGACGAUGUUGACAACUACGUAGCACCGGAGAAGCCCACGUCGUACGAGAAGCUGGCCGGAGGCAUAUCAACGUAGAGGUACACACACAACCACACGCAUUCGGAGCGAGGCAGUCGCGACAAAAAAAAAACCAAACAGCAAAACUUUUGGAAACAAAAAAUCCGCAGCAAUCAGUUUUUUUAAUUUUAGUUAUUGUUUUUUCGAAAUGGAAACAGCAGCAUUCCAUUAAUUAAUAGCAAGGGACAAAACGGUUAAUAGGAAAUAAGUUCCGGCGAUUUACAAACUUUGCAAAUGUUAGUGCAAAGAUGGAAACGACCCAGUAACAACAAUAAAAGAAACCGAGAACAACAAUUAGCAGAAAUUGCAUAAAUAAAGCUAACAAAGUAAAGAAACAAAACAAAAACCAGCAGCCUUUUUUAAAUUCGCGCAUAUAAACAAAUAAAUAAAUAGGAAAACACACACAAACACUCGAAAGCUAGCAGGCGCGAGCUAUCGAGAUGCGCAGCAUAAACAAACAACUAGGAUACGUUUCAAAAUGUAGACGAAACUCGUUCCAGCAUUUAAAAAGAGUAAAAAAAACACAAAAAAAAACAAAAAUCAAAUUCGCUUCCUUGGUAAAAUAAUGCAAUAAUAAUUAAUCAACAGCGGGCAAAGCUGUGUGCGUGCAGUGAGAAUGAAAUUCCUGUUUUUAAUUAUUGACUAUUUGGUAGCAGCAAUCAGAUCAGAUUCUUACUGCAACAUACACAAACAAACACAUUGGAAUAGCCAACGUGUUUGGUAAUGGUUGUAGUAUAAAAAAAAACAAACGCUAGGGUAAGAGGGAGUGCGCGAAAGACUUUUUUCUGUUACACAUUUUUGUUCUUGGAUGUAAGUUUAGUAUGAUUAUGGGGUAAAUAAAAGCAUUUUAUAUCACACGA